Arachis duranensis is the source of this 809-nucleotide messenger RNA. RefSeq names its product cytochrome b5. Bases 114 to 806 code for a protein of 230 amino acids. NCBI's taxonomy places the organism in Eukaryota, Viridiplantae, Streptophyta, Magnoliopsida, Fabales, Fabaceae. Gene Ontology annotation, cellular component: intracellular membrane-bounded organelle; membrane. The transcript is spliced from 6 exons. The record is from RefSeq and is a predicted model, not a curated record. Gene Ontology annotation, molecular function: heme binding.
CUUUCCAUUUUUAGUACAUAACGGGCGGGUCGAAAAGAACCAUAUAGCAGUGAUUUGAUUUCAUUGCUACGGUAGGUGCGGUGCUGUGCUAAGCCGGUAAGAAAGAAAGAAACAUGGUCAUCACUAAUUUCAACGGAGUUGGCGUCGGAUUUGGUUUCGGAGUAGGUUGCGGUUUCGGUGUAGGAUGGGGUUUCGGAGGUAUGCCAUUGAACUUCUUGGGUCUUGGUGCAGGUGGAGGCUGUGGCGUUGGAGUAGGACUUGGUUGGGGGUUUGGUACUGCUUAUGGUAGCAAGUAUCGGUCAUCACGGAUCACAUUUCAGGGAAUGGAAUUUGACAAUAAGGUGGAGAAAGGCAACCCCAAUGAGUUAUCUAAAGCUAGCACAGAAAUAAAAAGUUCUGGGGUUUUCCAACACAAAUCCAAGAAAGCUUGUUGGCUUGUGAUCAAUGGCAGGGUAUUGGGUGUCAUGAAGUUCUUGGAGGAACGCCCUGGCGGCAAAGAGGUGUUGAUGGAGUUAGCAGGCAAGGAUGCAACGAAGGAGUUCGAUGCAAUUGGACACAGCAAAGGAGCACAGAACUUGGUCCUUAAGCACCAGGUGGGUGUCCUGCAAGGUGCCACCAUAGAAGAGGUAGAAGCCAAGGACCAUGUUGCGGAUACGGAGUCCAAGAACAAAGAGAUGAGUGCGUUCGUUAUAAAAGAGGAUCCCAAGUCCAUGUCUGAGACACUUUACGAGUUCUUUGUUCCAGUUCUUGUUGGCACAUUCUAUUUUGGCUACCGAUUACUUACCAGAGCAAACCCACACAUUUAGUUA